Molecule: messenger RNA, 825 nt
Organism: Ilex paraguariensis (yerba mate)
Lineage: Eukaryota; Viridiplantae; Streptophyta; Magnoliopsida; Aquifoliales; Aquifoliaceae
Source: the annotation of a GenBank genome assembly
AUGGAAGACUGGGCAGCCACCACAAUUCAGUCCCAUGAUCAUCCAGUGUCUCCUGUGUUCAUUUCAUCUUCGAUUUUAUGGCAUAAUGAUCCACCAGUACUCUCAGAUAAGCUUGAGCAAGGGAAUUGUAUCACGAGACGAUUCGUGUUCAGUGCUUCCAAGCUAGCCAAUCUCAAGAACAUGGUGAAAAACUCAGAAUUAGAUAAUCCCAGUCGGGUUGAAUGUGUCAGUGCACUGAUUUACAAAUGUGCUAUGGCAGCGUCAAGUGCAAUAUCAGGUUCAUCCAGGCCAUCUAUCUUGAUCCAGCCAGUGAAUUUACGCCCGAGAAUCGUCCCACCAUUGCCUGAAAAUUCUGUUGGAAACUUUUCGUGGUUCUUUUCAAUCAUGGCUAGAGAUGAAAGUGACCAGAAGUUAGAUAAACUAGUGAGUGCCUUGAGGAAUGGAAUUGCACAACUUUUUGAUAAGUACACGAAGAAUCGAACAGCGAAUGAAUGUUACUCACUGAUAUGUGAGUCUAUCAAAGAGUCAAGAAAGGCAUUGAGCAAUAGAAGUGGUGUUCAUGUUUAUAAAUGUAGCAGUUUGUGUAGGUACCCAUUUAAUAAAAUAAAUUUUGGGCGUGGAAAGCCAGUAUGGGUGGGUACUUCUAGCAGUUUGAUCAAGGAUACAUUUCAUUUGGUGGAUGCUCUGGAAGAGGGUGGUAUAGAAGCUUUGGUGACUCUGGAAGAGAAAGAAAUGGCCAUUUUCGAACGCGAUCAAGAGCUUCUUGCGUUUGCUUAUUUGAAUCCUAGAGCUUUAGAGAAUGUAUGUGUGCCUGUUGAUGUUUGA